UUUGAAGAGAUUCUUAACCGAGUUCCUGCCCAUUCGCGUCUUUUGAUGGCCGGUAAUUUCACUGCCUCUACCCGCCAUGGUUGGGUUGCUGAGCCGGAUGGACGGGGAUCGUGGAGUAUUCUUUCAACUUGUUUACUGACUAUUAUUCUCUGCUGUUGGACAGCAGUCUUUCCCAAUAUACCUGCUCGGACUGACGAGUGGCAUCACCGUCUACGGGACCGAAUACAUUUGGCUUCAAUUGGAGUGUUGGGACCCGAGUUUCUGCUCAUGCUGGCGCUGGGUCAGUGGUCCUCAGCCCGGGCAUCAGUAAAGAAAUUCGAACAACUGACGAGAGAUUCCACGGAUCCAAAUACACCCUCAUGGACUCUUGCACAUGCCUUCUAUGCCGACAUGGGAGGCUUUAUUCUUGAAGAAGAGGGAAAUGCGAGGUCUUUUCCCGUCAAUGCCGAACAACUCUAUUUUUUGAUAGCAAACAACUACAUUAAACACCCACCCUUAACAGAAGACCAGAUCAAUGAUCGUAACAAGUCAGACAGCUUCUCACGUGUACUUGCCGUCUGUCAGGCGUUGUGGUUCCUCGUUAACAGCAUUCUUCGAGUGGCGCAAGGAUUAUUCCUGACUACCCUCGAGCUCACAACCCUAUCCUAUGUGGUCGUCUUUCUAGUAACAUCGUUCUGCUGGCGUGCCAAACCGUCCGACAUAACCGGUACUAUUCCGAUAAAAACAGGGACUCCAGUUGAUAUUAUUCGUGCAGAGCACUGCCUCUAUCCAGACCAGCCCUGGCACGAUACCCCGCUAGACUUUGUCUAUGCCGACAUCUCCUUCUGCGGCGUGCACUGGCGCUACUACACGCAAAUACUCCGCAACCUGCACCUGCCACUCGUCUCGCGGCCCAUGACCGCCCGGCCCCAGAACCGGAUCAUCAGUGAUAACUUUCCCGUGACCGAUUUACGGGCGGACUGCAUCGCCACGCCUGUGCUUCUCCUUUUCGGCUCUAUGUUUUGCUUUGCCUGGAACUUCCAUUACCCGACCCGCACGGAGCGACUUCUCUGGCGAACCGCCAGUGUCUAUAACCUCCUCUUCACCGUGGUCGGGGGUUUGCACGCUGGCUACUGUGACAAGAUCCUCCUUCCCCGCGCGUAUGAGGAACGCAGACAGCACAUUGCGUGGAUAGCGUCGCCGUCGCCGUCGCCAUCGCCAAGGGGCUCGCAGGGGGGGAGUCACCCUUCUUCCUACUCCCCUCCUCUCAAAACACCAAGCCAAGGGUUCUGGGCCCGUGUUGCGAACAAGAUGCGCAAUAUUGACCCGGCGCACGAUCCCAAGGCGGAACUCCCACUACGAGUGCUCAUACCAACUUCGAUAAUUUGUGCUCUGUACUGCGUGGGGCGGACAUAUAUCUUGUUGGAGGACUUCAUCGGUCUACGCAGUCUGCCGGCCUCGGCUUUUCAGACUGUUAGUUGGGAGGAUUAUGUUCCUCACCUUUGAAAGAAUACGUACCAGCGAUGCUAACAUGGCGGUACAUGUAUAUACUACACUAUGGACAUAUGAAUAUAUAUCCUGC
Messenger RNA from Aspergillus aculeatus ATCC 16872, 1561 nucleotides. RefSeq lists its product as uncharacterized. The transcript has 4 exons. The coding region runs from base 268 to 1485 and encodes 405 amino acids. Lineage: Eukaryota; Fungi; Ascomycota; Eurotiomycetes; Eurotiales; Aspergillaceae. The record is from RefSeq and is a predicted model, not a curated record.